This is a messenger RNA of Prunus avium (sweet cherry), 1659 nucleotides long. Lineage: Eukaryota; Viridiplantae; Streptophyta; Magnoliopsida; Rosales; Rosaceae. The record is from RefSeq and is a predicted model, not a curated record.
AACAACUUCUCACAGAGGCCUGGAAACCGAAUCAGUAGUUGGAAGGCAGGAAGAAAGCUCGAGGGGGACUUGAGGUGCGUUGGCACUGGAUUUUCAGAACUUUUAAAGAGGAAGGAAAGAUAUGGCUUCAAAUUUAUACGAAGAGAUUCGUCGAAGUUUGUCUAUCAAUCCCCCAAUCACAAUACCAGUGAUGACAAGAUUAUUACAACUUCAGUCGACAGGAUGCACAGCUACCUCAAUCACAAGUCAGAUGCAUUGGGUGAAGUAAUUUAUGAAGUCACAUUGCUAUGCGAUGAGCUGAAGGGCAUGUAUAAACUUGUAGACGAUGCAGGAAUGGUUGGAAGCCGAUUUACCUCCAGAGUGGCUUGGCUGAAGCAAAUGAGGAUUAUUGUUCAAAGUGCUGAUAGAUGUGUGCAAGCCUUCAUAGACGACUCGGGUAUUAUUAGGAGAUCAAACCAUCUAUUUAAAACAAGAUCUGGGAUAAAGCUUUGCCGUGAAAUUGACAAAAUCCAGCAUACUAUGAGUCUUGUUGUGAGAAGCAUAAAAGCAUACGGCAUUGAAUUGAGGGAAGAGUCAAGCUCAGUGGUCGGUUUGGAGGAAGACAUCCAAGCAUUGGUGUCACAACUAACAACCAACAGUGAACAACACUCUGUUAUUUCCAUUUUGGGCAUUGAGGGCAUAGGUAAGACAACAUUAGCAAACAAAAUUUUUGAUCAUGGAGCUGUUUCGCAACACUUUACUCGCCGUGUAUGGAUUUCUCUACCCUGGAAGUCCAAUGUGCCUUGGGUCCAAGAGGUACAUGAUCUUGUAGAUGAGGAGCGGUACCUUUUAGUCCUAGACAAGGUCUCCACAAUAGAUGAGUUGAAUACUCUUAGAGCAGAAUUCAUUCCAGUAACACCAAACGGAAGCAGAAUUCUGUUCACUACACGACACAGCGAUUUGGCUAAAUUUUUUAACAAUACUCCUCACCAACUUCGACUGCGAACCAAAGAAGAGAGCUGGAAAUUGUUUACCCAGAUGGUGCCCUUUUCUCCAAAAGAGGAAAAGCAAGCAAAAGAAAUUUUAGGUAAAUGUGGGGGUUUCCCACUAGCCAUCUUACGUGUUGGAUAUCUAAUGUCUGGGAAAGAUGUGACUGCUGUAGAGAGGGAAGAUGUGACUGCUGUAGAGAGGUUAAAAAAGGUGCUUGAAAACGACAUAGAUCCAUCAUCGUUACAAACAUACACCAUAGAUUCCAUAAAACACUUGCUUCCUGAUUCUGAACCUCUGUCUAAGUGCCUUUCUUACUUAAAGCUCUUCCCGUUGGACUUUGAAAUUCCCGCAAGGAGACUAAUCGCUUUGUGGAUGGCAGAAGAUUUGGUACAAGAGCAUGGUCAUAACACAAAAACUUUUGAAGAUGUUGCAGAGGAGAAUCUAUCGCAGUUGAUUGGUUUGGGCAUGAUUCAAAUAGUUGAACGAAAGCUUAAUGGGGAAGUCAAGACUUGUAGAUUACCCUAUUCCCUACCUGUCUGCAGCUUGGAGGCUACAAGUUCAAAUCAUAGAGCUGCUCUUCGUUUUAAAAGAAAUCGUCUUCCAAUUACUGUCGGCGAGAGCUUACCAAAAGUUGCAAGCCCUCUUCUUUCGAUUUUCUCCUUUGACACUCGAGAAGGAAAUAAACCUGGG